Eremothecium sinecaudum is the source of this 1257-nucleotide messenger RNA. It is a transcript of the gene SAS4, whose product is annotated as Sas4p. Gene Ontology annotation, molecular function: histone acetyltransferase activity. Gene Ontology annotation, cellular component: SAS acetyltransferase complex. Lineage: Eukaryota; Fungi; Ascomycota; Saccharomycetes; Saccharomycetales; Saccharomycetaceae. The coding region runs from base 1 to 1257 and encodes 418 amino acids. The record is from RefSeq and is a predicted model, not a curated record. The transcript has a single exon.
AUGGGAGGGCCUGGGAGGGUUCUAAGAUCUAAUCAAACUCCAAGGAUUCCUCACUCGAAUGAAGAUGAUGAUAGAUUCAAUUUUGAUAUUAAAGAGUAUGAUAUUAAUCCGGCUGAGCCAUUAAAGAUCGUUUAUACCUCUACAAGUUCGAUAAAAACUGAUGAUGAUGAAGAUAUAAAACGUAGUAGAGAAAUUAUCAGUCAUAUGAAAUUAGAUAUUAGGAAGCCCUUGUUGGUUGCAACCUGCUUGAAAAGGAGUAAGUCCGCGGAUUCACUACUUGAUGAUGAUGAUAAGUAUGAUGGAUAUCAUAAGAAAAUGUUUAAACAGGAAACUAGAAUGAUAAAUGAUGAUAAGGUGGAGUCUGAGCGGGAAGCGGAAAGGUUGCAGUAUGUUAAUGAGACUUUAGAUAUGCCUGGAUGGGAACAAGCACUUGCUCGAGCUACAGUAAUUCAUGAUAUGAGUGAUAUUGAGGAACUAAAUAGGAAAAGGGAGCAGACAAAGCGGACAAUUAAUGAUAUGUUGGGUAAGUUCAAGGCUAUGAAAAGGAGUAUAAGCCUGCAUAUGCGGAACCAUCGCAAUAUGAUGCAUAGUUAUAAUUCAGAGCCCUCUUUACUCUAUGGUAAAGUUGAAAGAAGUCUUGUAUUUGGUUAUACGAGUUCGUCUGACGAGGAAGAAGAAAACAUGAAUAUAGAACAAAUAAGGCAACAUCGAAGAACGUUAAGAGAAAGGAAGAUCGCAGGAUCGAUUAUUAUACAAUUGUCUGAUAAUACACGUUCCUAUGCUCGUUUCGCUGUUGUUGCAGAACCGCUGAAAUCAGCUUAUGUCAUUAAAUUCACAAAAGAAGAGAAAGAACGCUAUAAAAAGACUCUAGAAGAAUCUCCAACUAAUCUGCAAUAUAAUCCUCCACUCCCAGAUCAAACAGCUAGGUACGUCCGUAAAAUUAAGCUUCCUCUCACUCUUGAACCUAAACCUUUAAGGAAUAUAUCUUCCGUGGGCUCAGAUUCAGCAUCUCGAAGUUCCAACUCCACUAUUGAGCAAAUAAGAAAAUUUAGGAUAAAGGAUGCUAGCUCAUAUGAUAAUUCUGUUUUGGACACGAAUGCUCCCUGUUCUCCCGUUACGAAUAAUCAAUCGCCUUCUUUGGAAACUAAUAUACCUGUUAAACGAAAUAUGUCCUCACGGAGUAGUUUUUCAAGUAGUUCAAGAAAACGUUAUGAGGUGGGUAUGGAAGGUUGUGCAACAGAUUUAUUCUUAACAUGA